AUGUCUAUGCCAAAUAGCCCUCAAGGAAGCAGCACUGCAGGACGGCCUAGCUGGCAGGAGCAGCUCCAGGAACACUGCAGACGAAUGAAAUUGCCCCCUCCUGUCUUCAACAUCGUCUCCGAUCGGCGAGGAGGUCGAACUGCCUGGUCUAGCAAUCUCACCAUCCAGGGCGAAAUCAUCUCUGCCCGCUAUUGGUACGACGGCCAGUACAUCAACAAUGCCAAAGAAGAUGCCGCCGAAGUCGCUGUAAAGAAACUCAAUGAGCAGCCCCGUUCCUCCACCGUCUAUCCCGGACAGCUCUACUCUCAGCAGUCGUCCGCUGGCUACGGCCGCGGAGCUGGUGGGUAUUGA
Molecule: messenger RNA, 351 nt
Organism: Penicillium subrubescens
Lineage: Eukaryota; Fungi; Ascomycota; Eurotiomycetes; Eurotiales; Aspergillaceae
Product: double-stranded RNA binding motif domain-containing protein
Exons: 3
Coding region: 1-351 (116 amino acids)
Source: RefSeq, a predicted model, not a curated record